Papaver somniferum (opium poppy) is the source of this 1081-nucleotide messenger RNA. Its product is annotated as 60S ribosomal protein L10a-like. Gene Ontology annotation, biological process: translation. Gene Ontology annotation, molecular function: RNA binding; structural constituent of ribosome. NCBI's taxonomy places the organism in Eukaryota, Viridiplantae, Streptophyta, Magnoliopsida, Ranunculales, Papaveraceae. The record is from RefSeq and is a predicted model, not a curated record. Gene Ontology annotation, cellular component: large ribosomal subunit. The coding region runs from base 136 to 786 and encodes 216 amino acids. The transcript has 6 exons.
GUUUUCACAAGUGUACAAGAAACCAUCCUAGUUCUCAAUUCACUCUCUCUUUCGGCCGAUUUUUCUUCUUCUCCGGAAACCCUAAAAAGGUUUCUCUUGUUUCGGAGGAUUUGAACAUACAAAAAACUCUCAACCAUGAGUAAGUUAGCGGCUGAUGUUGUGAAGGAAGCAAUUGCUCAGAUUGUUGCUGAGUCUAAAGAGAAGAAUCGUAAUUUUACUGAGACUAUUGAGCUUCAAAUUGGUUUGAAGAAUUAUGAUCCACAAAAGGACAAGCGUUUCAGUGGUUCUGUGAGGCUACCACAUAUCCCUCGUCCUAAGAUGAAGGUUUGCAUGCUUGGGGAUGCUCAGCAUGUUGAAGAGGCUCAGAGUAUAGGUUUAGACCAUAUGGAUGUGGAGGGUUUGAAGAGGCUUAACAAGAACAAGAAAUUGGUCAAGAAGCUUGCUAAGAAAUACCAUGCUUUCCUUGCAUCUGAAGCCGUAAUUAAGCAAAUUCCUCGUCUUCUUGGACCUGGUCUCAACAAGGCAGGAAAAUUCCCAACUCUUGUUACCCAUCAAGAGUCUCUGGAGUCGAAGGUUAAUGAAACCAAGGCCAUGGUCAAGUUUCAAUUAAAAAAGGUACUCUGCAUGGGUGUUGCAGUAGGGAACCUUGGAAUGGAGGAGAGACAAAUCUUCCAGAAUGUGCAACUGAGUGUUAACUUCCUCGUAUCACUAUUGAAAAAGAAUUGGCAAAACGUAAGGUGCUUGUACUUGAAGAGCACAAUGGGAAAGGUGAACCGUGUCUUUUAAGUGGAAGAAACAAGAACUCUGCCACAUUUAUCAGCAAUAUUAUCAAGUUCUCUCUUUUGAGAUAACUUUUCUAGCAGUUGAAUUUAGUUUUGGUUAAAUACUAGCAGAAAAUUUGAAUUAUUAAUUUUUAAAGAUCAGGAUAUGUUUUGGUAUAGUAAUUUUUCUAGUAAGAAUUUUUUGGACCUUUGGUCUUGGGUAUUACUCAAGUGUUCCAGUUUUUGUAAGUCGGUACUGUAUUUCUCUAGCUCUAUAGGAUGAACAGAUGAAGUGUACAAGUACAACUAUACAUUUCUUA